Bipolaris sorokiniana ND90Pr is the source of this 745-nucleotide messenger RNA. RefSeq lists its product as uncharacterized. The transcript has a single exon. The record is from RefSeq and is a predicted model, not a curated record. Lineage: Eukaryota; Fungi; Ascomycota; Dothideomycetes; Pleosporales; Pleosporaceae. Bases 48 to 602 code for a protein of 184 amino acids.
AAGUAGUACAUGCAGUACUCACAUGGCACCACGUGCAACACCAUGGCAUGGCUCUCGCUCGACCCCCCAUCACCACCACCACCACUACCGCCAUGGCCAGGUCUGCACAACUCGAGUCGAACCUUGACGCGCCAUUGCCAAGACCCGUCUUACAUGUGUACACAGCACAUCCACGGCUAGGCACUUCUAGCGGCCCUGCAUGCACAACGAAUCGCCAGUCUGCCGCUCUCGCUCUCGGCCCAAGCGCUGAUCCCCGUUUACAAAAAGCCCAUCAACACCCUGGCCAUCAAAUUGGCUGCUCUCGACACCUGGCAAAUGCAAAUGCAGCCGAACAGGACGAGGCUACUUCGUGCCGCCGCGAACUCAUCUUCACCUCCCACACCAGCCCCUCUGACACUGACAUGGACAUGGACAUGGACCUCCGCCUGCCCGCCUGUUGUCGUCGUCAAGUCAACCCACGCACCGGCAAACGGCACGCCACCAUUGGCCCUCCAAUGCCCAAAAGCCGCCAAAUUUGCCCAUCGUACUUGAGAUUUGCCCUGAUUCAGGUCCCCGCACAGGAGCGGGUGGAGUGGGAAAAUUGCUGCAAAAAUCUCGUCUGACUCUUACCCACAAACACAGGUCUCCCCCCCCCCUCCCUCCCUCUGAUCAGCCCAAAACACCUGGCCCAUGUGAACUAGGGCCACUGCCCCUCACGUCAAAGGGGGAGGGUAAAGGGAAACUCAGAGUGCAAACACCAUCUUCC